UGUCAAACUAAAAUUAUCAUGUGAGUGUGAAAACAAAAACAAAUUGUGAAGGCAAUUAUUUAUGAUGGAGGUUGUUGCCAAUAAUUAUCUACCGGGUGAUCAACGUUUAGUCGAUAAGAUCGUCUACGAGCUGAAAGCCCAAGGAAUUUUUGACCAAUUCCGUAAGGAAUGUUUUUCUGAUGUUGACACCAAGCCAGCUUACCAAAACCUUCGUCAAAGAGUUGAAGGAAGUGUUACAGGUUUUCUUAAAGAACAAUCAUGGAGGCCUGACAUGAAUAAGAAUCAAGUGCGAGAAAUGUUACGUAAGAGGAUUACAGAGUCUGGGUAUCUUGAAACGGGGGUUGAACGAAUUGUUGAUCAAGUUGUCAAUCCGAAAAUAAAUACGGUUUUUUUGCCCAAGGUUGAAGAGGUUGUUUAUAGUUAUUUGGGAAUCAAGAAACCAAACAAAAGUGAAAAUAUGAAGAGUGAACAGUGUGAUGAUUUGUUGCCUACUGAUUUGGAAGCCGUGUCUCCUGAAUCUGAACCCGUUGAUAAGAAGGAUGAUAAGAGUACAGAUACUUUUCAAGAUUUGGAUGAAAGUAAGACUGAGGAGGAUGAGUCGCCCCCGUUUGAACCCUUGGAAGAACAGGCUAGUUAUGUACCACAAGAGGAGAAUUCUGUUGAUUCACACAUGUCAGGAUUUUCAGGUUUAGCCAGUCACGAGUCCAAUCAAAGCAAUGAAAAUAAAAUAACACCAAUGGAACAAGAUUCACAAAUGUCGCGCAACAGCUCUGAUAGCCGUUUAUCAAUUGUGACAUCAGACGAGAAUUCAAAAAUGGAUAUUUGUGAAGAUUCGCAAUCAAAAUCCAUAAAAUCAACUGAUUCAAGUCACAAACAUGACGAUAAAAACAAACACAAGACGUCUGAGCGUCACAAAUCGCGCAGCGAGAGCAAAUCUGAUAAAGGUAGAAAGAGUAGCAAAGAUUCAAGAUCUAGACACAGUUCGUCUUCUAAAGAUAAAGACAAGAGUCGCGAUCGACGGGAUUCCAAAAGCUCAAGUAGCAAAGAUAAGCCCAAAGACAACGAUAAAGAUAAACCCAAAGAUAAAGAUCGGAACAAAAGCUCCAGCACAAGUAGUAACAAGCACACCAGCGGCAAAGAUAAAGAUAAAAGUGUAAAAAAAGAUUCUUCUCGAUCUGAUAAAGAUAAGUCUCGGUCAAGCAGCAGCCACAAAGACUCAAAAUCUCGUGAUAAAUCCAGCGAUUCCAAAUCGAAAGAGAAGUCUUCCUCCUCAGACCGCCAUAAGCACUCUUCAUCUUCACACAGCGACCGACACAAAAAAGAUAAAGACAAAAAGAAAGAUUCCAAACCGAAAGACGAUCAUUACAGUUCAAGAGACAAAAGAAAUGAUCGUCGGUCAACUGACCGCGAUUCGAACGAUGGUCAGUCAAGUCGCCCCCCUGCGAAUCCUUCUGAAAACUCCAAUUCUCAAUCCCAGAAAAGCCAAGAUUCAAAUUCGGGAGGCGGUGAUUCGGGGAAUUCCGAUCACACCGAAAGCACCACCAAAGCCCCUGUGGUGAUUACGGGGGCCGUGGAAAAUUCCGAAGUGGAGAUUUCGCCCCCGGAAACUCAAAGAUUCAAGGUUUUGAAACCAAAAUGUGCGUCAAAUAUACAGGAGGCACUCAAAUUGAUGAAGAUUCGCAAACAAUUGGCUAAGUUGGAGAAGCAGAAUCAGUUGAGUUUGGCGAGUGUUGAUGUAAAUUCGCCGAUUGUCUUGUCGUCGAGUAUUAAUUUGGAUGAUUUGAAUCAGAAUUGUCUCAAAAAAGAACAAGAAAUUAAUAAAAUUGAGGUGGUGGUACCACCAUUACAGAACACUGUAAUUAGUCAAGACAGUUGGGACACUAUGGAGGCGAAGUUGAGGGAAGAAGUGUGCAACGAAAUGGAUGAAAGUGGGGAUGAGGAGGAGAAAUGUAAAUUUUUUGAGAGUGUCGACAUUAAGAAAAUAGAAUUUUUGCAAUUUGUUGAGUUGUUUAUCAGUAAGGUUGAGAAGUAUCAAAGAUUGCGUAAAAGAAAUGGGGGGAAACGUAAAAUUGAAGACAACGACUUGAAGAAUAAUAACAAGCAAAUGAAAAAACAGAAGCUUGUGAAAAAUAAAACGACGAACAAGAUUAAUAAUCAUGCUGUUGUAAAUGAGAAAUUUCCACUACCGUUGAGUCCGGCCGAAAGUGAUAAAUCAACAGGUAAGAAAGAAGAAAUUUCCACACCUAAGAUCAAGCGUAACAAUGUAAACAAAGUCAAUAACCAGAGAUACUCUAGCGACGAUUUAUACAAGCCUAGACCAACUUUCACUAGUACUAGACGUAGAGGUGCCAAAAAUCUGGAAAACUGACUAAGGAUUUAUUUCUAUUCUAGAAUAGAAAUUAGAAGCAAAUAAAUAUUUUUAUAUGUAUUAUAUUACAAUAAAACAGCUUUAUUUAAUUUACCUCAUUUACAACAACUUAAAA
Messenger RNA from Tribolium madens (black flour beetle), 2483 nucleotides. Its product is annotated as biorientation of chromosomes in cell division protein 1-like 1. The record is from RefSeq and is a predicted model, not a curated record. Bases 62 to 2368 code for a protein of 768 amino acids. Lineage: Eukaryota; Metazoa; Arthropoda; Insecta; Coleoptera; Tenebrionidae. The transcript has 5 exons.